AUGUCUCUCAAGGCAUUCGACUACGAGUCUCUGAAUGAAAACGUCAAGAACUGUCAGUAUGCAGUCAGAGGCGAGCUCUAUCUCCGUGCUUCUGAGCUUCAGAAAGAAGGCAAAAAGAUCAUUUUCACAAAUGUUGGAAACCCUCAUGCUUUAGGACAAAAGCCUCUGACUUUUCCUCGUCAGGUGGUUGCUCUAUGCCAAGCACCAUUUCUGCUAGAUCACCCAAAUGUUGGCAUGUUAUUCCCAGAAGAUGCUAUUGCAAGAGCUAAGCAUUAUCUUUCCUAUACUUCUGGUGGUCUUGGUGCUUACAGUGACUCCAGAGGCCUUCCUGGAGUUCGAAAAGAAGUUGCUGAGUUCAUUGAACAGCGUGAUGGAUAUCCAAGCGACCCAGAGCUUAUCUUUUUAACUGAUGGAGCAAGCAAAGGUGUCAUGCAAAUCUUGAACUGUAUCAUAAGCGAUCAGAAAGACGGCAUUCUGGUUCCAGUACCACAGUAUCCACUCUACUCAGCUACAAUAUCUCUGUUAGGUGGCACUCUUGUUCCUUACUAUCUUGAAGAGACUGAAGACUGGGGACUUGAUGUUCACAACCUUCGCCAAUCCGUUGCUCAGGCUCGCUCUCAAGGAGUCACAGUAAAGGCAAUGGUGAUCAUUAACCCCGGAAACCCAACCGGACAGUGUCUUAGCAUAGCUAACUUACAAGAGAUAUUGAGGUUCUGUUAUGAUGAGAGAUUGGCUCUUCUUGGAGAUGAGGUGUAUCAGCAAAACAUAUACCAAGAUAAGCAUCCUUUUCUCAGUUCCAAGAAGGUUUUGAUGGAUAUGGGAGCACCGAUCAGCAAAGAAGUCCAGCUUGUAUCUUUCCACACUGUUUCUAAAGGUUAUUGGGGAGAAUGUGGACAACGAGGUGGUUACUUUGAGAUGACUAAUAUCCCUCCAAAGACUGUUGAGGAGAUAUACAAGAUUUCAUCUAUAGCUCUUAGCCCCAACGUCCCUGCGCAGAUAUUUAUGGGUUUAAUGGUUAGUCCACCAAAGCCUGGAGACAUUUCUUAUGACCUAUUCGUGAGUGAAAGCAAGGGGAUAUUAGAGUCACUGAGAAGAAGAGCAAAGAUCAUGACUGAUGGAUUCAACAGCUGCAAGAACGUUGUGUGUAACUUCACGGAAGGUGCAAUGUACUCUUUUCCUCAGAUAAAGUUGCCGUCGAAAGCAAUCCAAACAGCUAUAUUAGCCGGGAAAGUUCCUGACGUUUUCUACUGCCUUAAGCUUUUAGAAGCCACAGGAAUCUCCACCGUUCCUGGCUCUGGAUUUGGACAGAAAGAAGGGGUGUUUCAUCUGAGAACAACGAUUCUUCCGGCAGAAGAAGAGAUGCCAGAGAUUAUGGAGAGUUUCAAAAAGUUCAACGAUGAGUUCAUGUCUCAGUACGGUUUCAUAACUACUUAA
Messenger RNA from Microthlaspi erraticum, 1434 nucleotides. Lineage: Eukaryota; Viridiplantae; Streptophyta; Magnoliopsida; Brassicales; Brassicaceae. The record is from the annotation of a GenBank genome assembly.